This is a messenger RNA of Durio zibethinus, 1294 nucleotides long. Its product is annotated as caffeic acid 3-O-methyltransferase 1-like. The record is from RefSeq and is a predicted model, not a curated record. Gene Ontology annotation, molecular function: protein dimerization activity; O-methyltransferase activity. NCBI's taxonomy places the organism in Eukaryota, Viridiplantae, Streptophyta, Magnoliopsida, Malvales, Malvaceae.
AGCCAAAAUUUCAACAUUUGUGAUAAAACAAAAACAACCAAAGUUGACUCUUACUCUGAAAGCAAAUAAUAAAGCUGAAACUGGAUGCAAAAGAGAGUUAACUUCGGCCAAAACAGAUCUUCAACUGCCAUUUUUCGAUCCUUCUACUGUUUGAAUUCAAGGUACACAAUGAAUUUUAAGGAAAGCCAACAAGCGAGAACCUCUAUUGAUGAAGAAGACAAACACGCCCAACAAUAUGCCAUGCAACUGGUUAGCGCAUCGGUGAUGCCCAUGGUGUUGAAAGCAGCUGUUCAACUUGGUGUAUUUGAUAUCAUAGAGAGGGCUGGUCCUGUUGCGCUGCUCUCUGCUUCCCAGAUUGCAUCCCAACUUCCGACUCAAAAUAAUCCAGAUGCCCCUGUGAUCCUUGAUCGUAUCCUCCGGCUUCUAGCUAGCCACUCUAUCCUCACUUUCUCUCUUGCAACUAACGACCAGGAUCGCGGGGUUGUUAGACUCUAUGGUUUGGCACCUGUCGCCAAAUACUUCAUUAGGAGCCCAAGUGGAGGAUCUUUGUCUCCUUUGUUAGACUUGUAUCAGGACAAAGCCAUUAUAGAUGUCUGGUACCAAUUGAAAGAUGCAGUACUGGAAGGGGGGCUUCUAUUUAACAGGGCACAUGGGAUUAGUGCCGUUGAGUAUGUGGGCAAGGAUGCGAGGUUUGGAGAAAUCUUCAAGGACUCUAUGAUUGAUUACAACAAUUUGUUUGUGGAAGAGAUGUUGAAAAGCUACAUGGGUUUUGAUGGCUUGAAUUGCUUGGUAGAUUUAGGCGGUGGAAAUGGUUCCAUACUCCACAGGAUCGUUUCCAAGUACCCUGCCAUUAAGGGUAUUAAUUUUGAUUUGCCACACAUUAUUGAGAAGUCACCCUCCUAUCCUGGAAUUGAGCAUGUGGCAGGAGAUAUGUUCAAGAGUGUACCAAAAGGAGACGCCAUUUUCAUGAAGUGGAUACUCCAUGGAUUGGAUGAUAAGCGAUGCGUAGAGUUACUAAAGAACUGCUAUGAAGCAUUACCGGUUAAUGGCAAAGUGAUAAUAGUUGAUUUGGUAAUCCCUGAAAGCCCUGAUACCAACCUCUUAGUUCAAAGCGCGUAUCAGUUUGAUUUGUUCAUGAUGCACGUCAAUGAAAGCGGAAAGGAAAGGAGAGAAAAAGAAUUCGAGAGCUUGGCAAAAGGAGCAGGCUUUUCUCGUAUUCGAGUGGCAUGCUAUGCCUACAGUUUGUCGGUAGUGGAGUUCUACAAAAACGUGUAACAUUUGAUUGGAAAAAUAA